AUUAGUUUUAUGAAAUACUCAAAAAUCCCUUUGACUACACCUCCUUUGUAUUUAAAGAAUAAUUUAGCAAGCACAGAUCAACACAUGGCUUUUUUAUCGUAUAACGCGGAUAAACUGAAAUUGAAUGUAGUCAAUAAGAAAAAUAAGUAAAACAUAGUAAUUAAUUUAGAGAAGUGCGAAUAAUAUCAAUAGAUGAUCAAUCCAUUCCUACAUCAAUCCAAUAUAUGUACGAUCAGACCUUGAUUGUUACUACAAUGAAUGGAUAUUUUAUUUAUUCAGAAAAUGGUCAGCAAUAACAUCAUAAGUUAAAAAAUCAAUUAGGGGAAAUCUCAUAAUACUUCAUUGGUGCUACGCUGAUAAACCCUGAAAAUUAGAAACCCUUUUAUGCAAUUGGAUUUGAAAAUAAAAUAAUCUUCGUGGACCAAAAGACACCGAAAUAAGAAUUCUUUGGUGUUAACCUCAAAAACAUUCAACCCACUUGCUUGACAAGUUACUAUUAGUAUUUGAUUUAUGGAGAUUCUAAAGGUAUAAGAAUGUAUUACGCUUAGGAUAUAUUCAUCAAAAUAAAUGUUUAGCAAUACAACAAGUUACAGAGACCAAAUCACUUAAUUUGCAGACCAAGGACACAACAAUUCUUUCCAUCUCAGUUUUGGAGAAGAAGGACACCGAGACAAAGGUGCUAGUAAUAGUCGGCGAUUUUAUUGGCAGAUUAACAAUUGUAGAUCUUAUGAAUUGGGAAAUCCUGAGUGUGAUUAAUUCUCACAUUAAACCAAUCACUUCUUUAGCAAUAAAUUAGUAACGGUACUAAAAAUAUCAAUUAUUAGUGAAUAUUUUCUGUCUGGCUCCGAUGAUACGUUCAUUAACAUUUGGAAAUUGAAUUAAAACUUAUAACCUUAAUUAAUUUAGUCACAUCAUUUGGAUGAUACCAUAAUAGUGGGAAUUACAAAUGAUAUCUUUGUUGCUGCAUAUGAUCAACAUGAAUUAAUUUAUAUUGAAAAUAAUUGA
Paramecium octaurelia is the source of this 1005-nucleotide messenger RNA. The record is from the annotation of a GenBank genome assembly. Lineage: Eukaryota; Ciliophora; Oligohymenophorea; Peniculida; Parameciidae.